Molecule: messenger RNA, 855 nt
Organism: Auanema sp. JU1783
Lineage: Eukaryota; Metazoa; Nematoda; Chromadorea; Rhabditida; Rhabditidae
Source: the annotation of a GenBank genome assembly
AUGUCGGAAGAGAUAAUACGACUGAAUGUAGGGGGAGCAUCCUAUUCAACAACAAAACAAACCCUGAGCCAAGAGCCUAAUUCGAUUUUUUCACAACUGAACAAUCAGUCUUCUCAGUUCCCGAACGGGAUAGUCAAAUUAAAUGACGGAGUUUGGUUCAUUGACAGGGAUGGUGAUCUUUUCUCACACAUUUUACAAUACUUGCGAUCAGGAAAGCUAAUACUACCAGAAGGGUUCCGAGAAUUCGCUAGAUUGAGGGAUGAAACCGAGUUCUAUCAAAUAGAGUCACUUAGAGAAAAGCUGAUUGCUUCUUCUCCUAUCAACACAAUGAACCGUUUCAAAAUGUCUAACGGAGGUUUAAUCACCAGCGGAGAAACAGUUAUAGGUGGGUACAUCACUCUCGGCUAUAGAGGAACCUUCGCGUUUGGUCGCGAUGGUCAAGCCGAUGUGAAGUUUCGAAAACUUCAUCGCAUACUUGUUUGUGGCAGAGCUACUUUAUGUAGAGAAAUAUUUGGCGACACUUUAAACGAAAGCAGAGACCCUGGUGGACCAGACGAUGGCGAACGAUACACUUCCAGACUAUAUCUUAAACACCAAUGCCUCGAAAGAGCUUGUGAUUUGAUGGCGGAAAAAGGUUUUAAGCUUGUGGCCACUUGCUGCAGCGGAGCUAAUGGCUUGGCCGCUGCUAACCAUCCUGUCUUGACAGGCCAAGGGGGACCCACAAGUCAAAGUGACUUAAUGAAUCAUAGAAAUUGCGGAGACUACGAAGAACAACGAUGGGCUCAUUAUACGGAGUACGUAUUUUAUCGCGAACCUAUUGGAACAUCAUUACUUUCAUCACCAAGAGAAAUUUGA